Rotaria sp. Silwood2 is the source of this 2940-nucleotide messenger RNA. The record is from the annotation of a GenBank genome assembly. Lineage: Eukaryota; Metazoa; Rotifera; Eurotatoria; Philodinida; Philodinidae.
AUGAAUCCUGAAAACGAUUAUUCCUUUCUUUUUAGUCAAACUCGAAUACCAUCUGGUUUUGCUUCAGUAAUAUUUUUGACAGAUGAAAAUAUUACAAUAUUAAUUGCUGAUGCAAAAAACGAUCGUGUCACAACUCCAAUAUCAUUUCUUAGUGUACAAGAAUUACCCUAUGAAGAACUUGAUUACAAUUUUCUAGUUGAUCUUCUAGAAAAACUUCAAAAUGGUGUAAUCCGAAAACCAGAUCAUUUUAAUAAUCUUCAUUUUCUUCUUCUUUUAUUAUAUGAUUCACAUGGGAAUCAACGUGAUCGAUUUCCAUUAUGGAGUUGGUAUCAUCGAAUAAAAAAAAGAUUUCUUACAGCUAAACAUUUAACAAUUGACACUGAGAAUUCUCGUCAGCAUAUUUUAACUGCACUUGAACAAGUCAUUGAUACCAAUUCGACAAUAUUAAAAUUACUUCAAGAAGGUGUUCAGUUAGAAGAAAAAUAUCUUCAUUCAACAAUACAUGGUCUAUUUAAAUUUUAUACACCUAUACAUAUAUAUGUUUACAUGGAACAAGUAGAUAAACCAAUAAUAAAUGAAAAUAUAAAACUAUUUCAUUUAUUUCAAUCAUCUUUUAUGAAAUUAUAUCAAAGCUCAUGUUGUGAUUUAAUACAUUUUUCAAUCGCACAUAAAAAAACGAAUUUAUUGAAAACAAUUUUUAGUGAAAAUUUUAAUUGGUUAGAUUCAUCAAUGAAUUUAGCAACCGAACGUGGAUGGUUACCACUGCAUUAUGCAUCUUAUGUGGGAGAUAAAGAUACUGUUAAAGCAAUAUGUGAUACAUUAACAUCACCAACAUUAUCAAUUCGUUUUGACACACUAUCAUUAUUAAUACCAAAUUUUAAACAAGAAUUAUUUGAUUACAAUCCAAAUGAAUAUAUACUUAAAACAUGUGGUGUUGAACAUAGUACAUAUACAACAAAACAACGUAAAGCAUCUCGUUUACAAUCAGUAUCAACUGAUAAUCAUGAAAAUUUAUUAAUCGAGCAACGUUUUCAAAAAAAAUCACCAUCAAAUAUUGAUACAAGAGAUCAACCGUCAUUAUUAGUAAAUAUUCUUAAUAAUAGUUAUAUGAAUAUUACAAAUGAUAAUGACAUACCAGAUGCCGAUGAACUUGAAUUAAGUUCAUUGCCUUUAAUCCAACGUGAUGAAUUUAUUGAUAAAGUUUUACAUAUGUACGAUACAAAACAAAUGCUUAUCCCAUCGCCUCUUAUUCUUGCAUGUCUUGCAGCUUGUGGCGAAAAAAAUAAUUAUGAAGAUAUUGUUAAAAUAUUACUUGAAUCACAUCUUUUUGAAUUCGACGGUCUUAAUCAUGAAUCUAUUCUCAAUCAUGUUCUGAAUUAUAUGCAUAGAAAAGAUUAUGCUCACUUUCAAUGCGUACAAGUUUAUCUUGAUACUGAAAUUGAAGGACCAUCAGCAUAUAUAUUUUAUCAAUUUGAUGGUUUUAUUGUUAAUCAAGAUAUAAAACCAGUUUCUGGUGCAUUAUCAAGUUCAUCAAUAACAUUAAAUACAUCGAAAAACGAUGAAACAGCUGCAUGGGAUGAUGAUCAUCAACUUGUAACACCAAUAAAUGUUCGUUGUCUAUUAACAGUUUUAGUUCUUCGUGAUAUAUUUAUUCAAUAUCCACGUUGGGAUUUUCAUUUAUUACGUGAAAAUAUUGAUGAAAAUUUUUCGGAUUUAGAAAAUGCACUUGGUUGUCGACCAACAAUACUUUAUCCAGAUGGUGAGAUAAUAUCAUCACGUAAAUGUAGUGAUGUAACAUGGGAGGUUAUUGUUAAAUAUCGUUUAAGUUCAGAAACAGGUGAAACAUUAUAUAUGCAAGUUGAUUAUUAUUUUUUUGAAUCAUUUGGUGAUCCACUUGCUGAUGCUUUAGUUAAUGUUUAUCAAACACCAUUUUAUAUAUCAUGUAUGAGUGAUUCAACAAUAAUGAUGAGUACAAUAUUUGAUUCAUUUUUUAAACGUCGUAAUCUUCAUCGUUGGGGUACAAUUAUUGAAAAACAUUUAGAAAAUUGUUUUGAUGGCAUUUUACAAAUAAAAAAUAAUUGUACAACAUUUUCAUCGUUAUGUGCGACAUUAAGUCAUUAUUAUCAAUUGGAUGGUGAUCCAUUUCUCGAAGAAAAUUCAGCAACAAUCCAACGAAUAUUUGUUCACGCAUUUGCUUGUUGUGUACGCCGUAAUGCAAAAAUAGGACUUGACUAUUUAAUAAAAAAUCAUUCUUUAAUUUACUAUGAUUCAUGUCGAACAAAACCAAGUGAUAUUCGACAUAAUAUAUUGACUUAUUGUGUUGUAAGGAAUUUAUCUGUUGUAUUGGAUCAAUUAAUAACAAAUAUGAAAGCAUCAAUGUAUAAAACAUAUCAAAAUUCAACGAAUCCUGAUUGGCAACCACAUGUUGCAUGGAAAGAAAUCAUUCAUGUUAUUAUUGAUCCUGUUUUACAACAACAAAAUGAUUUAACACAAUUAGCUUGUUAUGGUGAUACAAAUACAAAUUCAUCAUUAAUUGGCAGUAUACCUGUACUUCAUGCAACAGGUGAAGAAUAUAUCCAAUGUAUUAAUUCAAGAAAAAAUAUUAUAUUAAAAGCCAAACGAAAAUUACCACGAGCUUCAAGUGAUUUAGAAAAAAUUCGACCAAUAAUAUGUCACACUGAUAUUACUGAUGAUGAUGCAAGUUCUGAAAAAUCCGACGUUGUUUGUCCGACAACACUUAUUAUAACUCAUCCAACUAGACUUCAACGUCGUCAAACAAUUGAUACUGUUCAAGGUCGACAAUAUUUAUCACGUCAAAGAGCUUUACAACAUUUGCGAGCAAUGUUUCGACCGAUUCGACGAAGACUAAAAACUUCUAUUGAUAAUGGACAUGAACAAAUGCCAAUGGUUUCUGAAAAACGGGCAAUGCAUCUACGAUGA